Daldinia caldariorum is the source of this 3078-nucleotide messenger RNA. Its product is annotated as wings apart-like protein regulation of heterochromatin-domain-containing protein. The coding region runs from base 308 to 2953 and encodes 881 amino acids. The transcript is spliced from 2 exons. Gene Ontology annotation, biological process: regulation of chromosome condensation. The record is from RefSeq and is a predicted model, not a curated record. Lineage: Eukaryota; Fungi; Ascomycota; Sordariomycetes; Xylariales; Hypoxylaceae.
CGUUGCGCUUCCUUGUCCAACCACCCGCCCGCCCACUCACUCGCUUUAACAAUAUCAAAUCAGCUCCUCAAUCCUUCCUAUUUAUCGUUCCACCCUCACUAAUAAUUCGUCGCUCACCAUUACUCACAGUAAUCUGAUGCAAGGCUACCACGAGCGCGUCUCACAGCUCUCUACUACUACUACUACUCCUACUACUACUCACGUAUUAUACCCUCCACGUUCAAUAAUAUAUUAUUUCAAUAAAUGAAUGAUCAUUGUCUGCCAUUGACAUUUCCACCUCUUCGAACGUCUUUAAUUAGGAGCCACCAUGUCAACGAGGCAGGAUUUUGGCGCUCCCCGAAAGAAAGGGCUCACGACGUAUGGAAAGGCUGUUCGUAAAAGACAAUCCAAGCCGCUCGUUACUCCCAGCGAUUUUCCGCCUAUACCAGAGGAUGAUUCCGUCCCGAAGCACAAGGCCACCGUAACGCGCCGUCGACCUACGCUACUUUCAUCUCCACUACGCGAUCCUUCUUCCCCAACAUCGAGGGGCCUUGAUGCAUCGAUCGACAUAAAACCGAAACAAAAUAGCUCACGAGAUAACACCCAAAUAUCUGAUCGGAAACGUAAGAUAUCCCAGGUGUACGCGUCUAAGGGCCGAGCACAGGAAUCCUACCAGACUGGCCAGCGGGAUGUUUCCCCUGAUCACGUACGACGUCGGCCACACCCAUAUACGUCUAUUUCCACAUCUGCCGGUCCCCGCCAAACUGUACUCCCCACCUCACGACAACGACAACGCACUCGCCCAACUCCAUUAGAACCUAUGGAUACUGACACAGCCGAACCGAAACUAUCAAGUCCGCCGCCGACCCCCACAUUACCAAAGGGUUCAAGACCGGCCAAAACCACUAUCGUCAGGGCUUCAUCAGGUUCGACUUCAGAUGCAACUAUGAUGGGGAAGGUAAAGCAGGAUAUUGUUCAGCAGCGCAUACCUCUCCGCUUCGCCCGCGAAAACAUUCCGAAACCAAAGGUGCCAAGUCUGUUGUCAGAUAGAGCGGACAAUGAAGCACAGUCAACCCCUCAAUCUGUUCCAGACAGUGGCGCUAAGAAGCGAAGAAAGCGAAUAAUUGACACACUGGUUGAACAGAGGAAGGACGAUAAGGGCGAGACUGUUGAAGAGACAUUGGAAAGCCAAGAGGAGUCAAGCCAACUGACUUUAAACCGCCAAAUUAGUGACGUCUCAAUGGCAGACUCACAAUCUUUACCUCAAACUCCAAAUCGUAAACCUGCAGCAACGCAAGCAACUAGCACCAGAACUUUCACUCGCUCUAGCAGUGCACUCAAGUUUACAUAUGGCCAAGGUAGAAAAGUGCUAGAAGAGGAGGUCGAUUUACUAGAGAGUCUUGCUUUACCCGAGAUGUCAGUUCCUUUGAAGGGCAGACGCUUAGAACUUGGAACACCAAAGAAACCAGCCAAUACUAAGAGAGUCCUCGAUGAUGACGAAGAUGGACUUAGCAAUUCACCCAACUCAAAACUGCGGGAUAUUCAUGAACUAAGACAAGCUGGAGAAAAUUCUCGAGUGGCCGAUACGAUGCAAGACUUGGUCGACCAGAUUGGUUCUCCAAGCGACAAGCCUUCAUCGUCUCGAAGAGCAGCAUUGCUUCAGAUAGCAGAGAAGAUCAAGGAUAAGACAUUUAUGCGGCAAUGCCGUGACCACGGUAUUGAAGCAGCACUGCUCAAAGAUCUAGGUACAGAGACGGAUGUUAUCUCUGGAUAUCUGAUUCUAUCAAGCCUUGUGACGAUACUUGCAAAAUGGCCAUCUUCCCAUACACAACAGCUCGUCCGGCUUGGCAAACCUGCGAACCUUCUUGCUCUUCUCCUUGGUGUUACACGGGACAUCAAGGUAAUAGCACGAGAUAGGAAGAGCAACUUGUCCAAGAGAAGCCAAACCUCUCUCAUUGCCAUUCAGACUAUGCUAUACGAGCUACCCAUCUGGGGCGAAGCUCGUCCGUCGCUUAUCUCACCAAGAAGCCUCGCCCUUAAAUGUCUGCAUCUACUUAUUACGCAGAACAUCAAUGCAGCUAAAGAUCCAUCGAUCUUCUCUCCAGCUGUGAUGGAGGUUUUGUUCACGGUGCUCUCAGAGGCCGUUGAAAGUGCAGAGCACUGGGAUUAUCCAGCAGCAGCAGAAGCCAUUGACCUUGCGAACACACUAUCAAUUCUUGAUUUUUAUGCUGUCAGCUUUGACGAAUCACAUCGUUCAAAUGCUGACUGGACUACUCGAUAUUUACCCAUUGUAGCCGACGUCUUUAGCGCUUCUUCUCGAAAUGCGGUACCGGAUGCUCCAGCUCAAGAAAGUGGAAGUAAACCGCUAGAAAAAGCCAUACUGAAGCUCACCAUCAAUCUAACGAACAAUAGCCUAGAAGCGCCGGAAAUAUUUGUAUCAAAAGGACUUAUUCCUGCUUUGGCAAACUCCAUAUCUAGUAACUUUACCCGUAUUUGGGCAUCUUUAUCCGAGGAUGCUUGGGUCGACGGCAUCCUAGACAGCUUAGUUUUACGAUUGGGCAUUCUGAUCAACUUCUCCGAGAACAGCCCCCUCGUAAGACAAGUCAUCGAUGACUGCCAUCAUGAUAACCAACGGCCCGUUGACGAAUUGAUACGACUGUUCCUAGAGAACUAUCGUCGGACAGCAGAGGCCGAUUCCAUGGAGACUAGCCAUUUGAAUGUUGCCUUUGGAUACUUGUCCGUAUUGCUAGGCUAUCUUGCUCUACACCCGCCAGUGCGACAGAAGAUACGGUCAAGCCACUCGGCCAAAAGCAUCACGCCUCUGCUCGACUCUCUACGUGAGUUUAUUACUCACUACAAGAAAGUUGAGCAGAGCGGAGGUGAAGAAGAUGAUGGUCCGCAAGACCAUAGUAGUUACAUGGAGCGACUUCAGGACCUAGUACGCCAAUUGGAAGACCAAGCAAUAUAUGAUUAGUUCCGAGCUGGGGGGAUAUUGGCGGAACAAGUUGGAUGGAUUGCAUGGUUUCUUCAAAAGGCAUACAAUAUACGCAAUAUUUAUUGUUGUAGGAAAGGUUUGAUUUUAGCAUGGGAUACAAAAAG